This is a messenger RNA of Prionailurus viverrinus (fishing cat), 1542 nucleotides long. RefSeq names its product ankyrin repeat domain 34A (gene ANKRD34A). The record is from RefSeq and is a predicted model, not a curated record. Bases 1 to 1542 code for a protein of 513 amino acids. Gene Ontology annotation, molecular function: protein binding. Lineage: Eukaryota; Metazoa; Chordata; Mammalia; Carnivora; Felidae. The transcript has a single exon.
AUGCUGCACACCGAGGGCCACGCUCUUCUUCGGGCCGUGGGUCAGGGUAAGCUACGCUUGGCCCGUUUGCUUCUGGAGGGAGGCGCCUACGUGAAUGAGGGUGAUGCCCAGGGUGAGACUGCGCUAAUGGCGGCCUGUCGGGCCCGUUACGACGACCCCCAGAACAAGGCACGCAUGGUACGCUACCUCCUGGAGCAAGGCGCUGACCCCAACAUCGCAGACCGCCUGGGGCGCACCGCGCUCAUGCACGCUUGCGCCGGGGGUGGGGGCGCCGCCGUGGCUUCGCUGCUCCUUGCCCACGGUGCAGACCCCUCAGUGCGAGAUCACGCGGGCGCCUCGGCGCUUGUCCACGCCCUGGACCGCGGGGACCGUGAGACCCUUGCCACGCUGCUGGACGCCUGUAAGGCCAAGGGCACGGAGGUCAUCAUCAUCACCACCGACACCUCUCCCUCGGGAACCAAGAAGACACGGCAGUAUCUCAAUUCCCCACCGUCCCCGGGGGUGGAGGACCCGGCUCCCGCUCCUCCUAGCCCGGGGGUCUGCACUUCGCCUUCGGAAAUCCAACUGCAGGCUGCAGGAGGAGGAGGAGGAGGUGGAGGAGGAGGAGGAGGAGGAGGAGGAGGAGGAGGAGGAGGAGGACGGGGGUUGCUGUCCCCUCGCGCUCAGGAAGAAGAGGAGAAGCGGGACGUAUUCGAAUUCCCUCUUCCUAAACCCCCCGAUGACCCCUCCCCUUCUGAGCCGCUCCCCAAACCACCCCGUCACCCUCCAAAACCACUCAAAAGGCUCAACUCCGAGCCCUGGGGCCUAGUGGCCCCUCCUCAACCUGUCCCGCCCGCGGAAGGGAGGCCGGGGAUCGAGCGCCUGACCGCCGAAUUCAACGGCCUGACCCUGACCGGUCGACCCCGUCUUUCCAGACGUCACAGCACUGAAGGCCCGGAGGACCCGCCUCCGUGGGCGGAGAAAGUGACGGGUGGGGGUCCUCUCUCUCGCCGAAACACUGCGCCAGAAGCUCAGGAGUCCGGUCCCCCUGCGGGGCUGAGGCAGAAACUGAGCCGCAUGGAGCCGGUGGAGCUCGAUACUCCCGGGAAUAUUUGCCCCGACUCGCCGGAGUGCAGCCGCUUGUCCCUGGAGCGCCGCCGAUACAGCGCCUCCCCGCUGACCCUCCCUCCAGCCGGCUCGGCGCCCUCGCCGCGCCAGUCCCAGGAGAGUCUGCCUGGGGCCGUCUCUCCCCUGAGCGGACGGAGGCGGAGUCCCGGGCUGCUGGAGCGGAGGGGCUCGGGGACGUUGCUCCUGGACCACAUCGCGCAAACGCGGCCUGGUUUCCUGCCUCCGCUCAACGUCAGCCCCCACCCUCCCAUCCCCGACAUUCGCCCCCAACCCGGAGGUCGGGCGCCUUCGCUGCCCGCCCCUCCCCAGGCGGGGGCGCCAGGCUCUCCUAGGACCAAGCGCAAGUUGGUGAGGCGCCACUCGAUGCAGACUGAGCAGAUCCGCCUGCUAGGGGGCUUCCAGAGUCUAGGCGGGCCAGGGGAGCCAGGGCGCUGA